AUGCCCAAGUUUCAAAACAAUUCCGCUACAACGGAACAACUGCAAUUGAUGAAGAAAGCCAAAACAUGGUAUAUGGCCAGGACCUUCAGAGUUGUCAGACAACCUUUCAAACAACUAUAUACCAUUCAUGUCUUCAUCCUAGGCGAAAACGGAGAGUUGAAACAAGUCCCAACGGCAUAUGCUUUCAUGUCCCGUCGUCAAGAAAUUGAUUACAGGAAGGUAAGUUGCUUUGUGUUCUCUACGCUUGCAGAAGAAAUGGGAGGGCUGGAGUCACUGUGUGUCGAGCGCGGGGUAUGGCAGGCCGUCCGAGGGCUACUACCCAUGGUCGAGAUCAGAGGAUGCUUAUUUCACUGGGAGCAGGCAAUCGGAAAAGUGCAAGCCCUUGGUCUUGAUAACGAAUUCCACAAAGGACAGGAAUCCUAUAGGACAAUCAAGAAGCUGAUAGCAUUUCCUUACUUGCAUCACCGCCACAUUCCUGACCAGUUUGUCGCCAUCAAAGCCACAACAGAAGACACGAGCCUGUGCCCCCUUUUCACCUAUGCAGAGAACACCUGGCUUUGUUCAACUGUUUGGCCAAUCACCAGCUGGUCCGUGUAUGGCAUGACAGUGAGGACCAACAACGAUUGUGAAGGAUGGCACAAGAAGGUCAACCAGGCGGCCGGCAAAAGGAACCUUCAGUUCUUCCUUUUGGUGAACCUCCUUCACAAAGAAGCCCUGUAUGUACCCCAGGUACCCCAGUUGCUGGCCUGGGGUCAACUGUCACGCCACCAAUCGCGGAAGACCUGGACCCGGUUGUAUCAAACUUUAAUGAAGCAUUAA
This is a messenger RNA of Haliotis rubra (blacklip abalone), 819 nucleotides long. RefSeq lists its product as uncharacterized. The record is from RefSeq and is a predicted model, not a curated record. Lineage: Eukaryota; Metazoa; Mollusca; Gastropoda; Lepetellida; Haliotidae.